CCUCACGUAAAUUACUACCACUACGUAAGGUAGCAUCCCGCCUUUGCGCUUCUACCGCACCACAUUCAAGCACAACGCUUCCAUCAUGGCCGACCAAGAAAUGGAAAUCGACUCGCAAGAGUCUGGCCUUGCGGCCCCUCACAACGAAGCCGAAAUGCAAACCCAUGCAAAAGCCACAGCUGUCCGCUCCAUCGAAGGCUGGAUCAUCGUCGUGACGAACGUGCACGAAGAAGCAGACGAGGAGACGCUGCAAGAUACUUUUGGCGAGUUUGGCGAAAUCAAGAACCUGCACCUCAAUUUGGACCGGAGAAGCGGUUACGUCAAGGGCUAUGCGUUGAUCGAAUUCGCGACGCUGGAAGAAGCUCGUGCCGCCAUUGACGGAGCACACAACACCAAGAUGCUGGACCAGACGAUUGCCGUGGAUUUCGCGUUUGUGCGUCCGCCGCCAAACCAGGGCAAGGGGGGCCGCGGAGGACGAGGCGCUGGCGGCGCGCGACGAGGACGAAGCAGGAGUCGCAGCCCGGAUGCCAGAGAUCGCGAGCCGGACGCAGCGUGAAGAGCCGGGACUACAAAUCUAUUCCCAGACAUCAAGUGCCCUGUUGAUAGGGAGUCGACGUCCUCUGUACUCGAGAGGUCGUCGACGUAUGUAACAGCUUACACCUG
This is a messenger RNA of Emericellopsis atlantica, 663 nucleotides long. RefSeq lists its product as uncharacterized. Gene Ontology annotation, molecular function: mRNA binding. The coding region runs from base 86 to 556 and encodes 156 amino acids. The record is from RefSeq and is a predicted model, not a curated record. Lineage: Eukaryota; Fungi; Ascomycota; Sordariomycetes; Hypocreales; Bionectriaceae. Gene Ontology annotation, cellular component: exon-exon junction complex; cytoplasm; nucleus. The transcript has 2 exons. Gene Ontology annotation, biological process: RNA splicing.